Cavia porcellus (domestic guinea pig) is the source of this 4432-nucleotide messenger RNA. RefSeq names its product diacylglycerol kinase theta (gene Dgkq). NCBI's taxonomy places the organism in Eukaryota, Metazoa, Chordata, Mammalia, Rodentia, Caviidae. Bases 279 to 3122 code for a protein of 947 amino acids. Gene Ontology annotation, molecular function: ATP-dependent diacylglycerol kinase activity. The record is from RefSeq and is a predicted model, not a curated record. The transcript is spliced from 23 exons.
UUUGACCCCAGACCCGCUAUGCUCCCGCGACUCCAUUCGGGGAGGUCCCGCCCCCUCCAAAGGCUCCUUCAUGAGUCUCCUCCCUCCCGUUUUCUGGCAAUCUCCACCCUCAGGUAGCCCCGCUCACCCUGAGCCCCCGCCCCGUGACUCGGUCCCGCCCUCCACGCGUGCGCAGUAGGCCGCGCAGUCGGAAGCCUGGAGCCGGUGGAGCACCGCUUAGUCCUCGCCUAGUACCCGGCCUUCUGCUCACCGUCAAGGCUCGGGCGGCUGGGCCGGGGAUGGCAGCGGCCGCCGAGCCUGGGACACGUGCCUGGCUGGGCGACGGCUCCUCGAGGCCUGGCAGCCCGGCCUGCAGCCCGGUCCUGGGGGCCGGAGGCCGCGCGCGCCUGGGAGCGGGACGGGGGUCGGGGUCGGGGUCGGGGCCGGAGCAGGCGCCAGGGCGAGCGGGCGACACAGCCUCGGGACCCGCCGUACCGAGCCACAGCUUCCGGAAGGUGACGCUUACCAAGCCCACGUUCUGCCACCUCUGCUCUGAUUUCAUCUGGGGGCUGGCCGGCUUCCUAUGCGACGUCUGCAACUUUAUGUCCCACGAGAAGUGCCUGCGGCAUGUGAAGACUCCAUGUGCUGGCGUGGCGCCCAGCUUGGUGCGGGUUCCUGUAGCCCACUGCUUUGGUCCCCCGGGGCUCUAUAAGCGAAAAUUCUGUGCUGUCUGUCGCAAGGUCCUGGAGACACCUGCAUUCCGCUGCGAAGUGUGUGAGCUGCACAUUCACGCCGACUGUGUGCCCUUCGCCUGCAGUGACUGCCGCCAGUGCCACCAGGAUGGACACCAUGAUCACGACACCUACCAUCACCACUGGCGGGAGGGGAACCUGCCUUUGGGUGGACGUUGUGAGAUCUGCAGGAAGACCUGUGGCUCCUCUGAUGUGCUGGCUGGUGUUCGAUGCGAGUGGUGUGGUGUCCAGGCUCACUCACUGUGCUCUGCAAUGCUGGCUCCUGAGUGCACCUUUGGGCGGCUGCGCACCAUGGUUCUGCCCCCUGGAUGUGUGCGCCUGCUAUCCCGAAAUUUCAGCAAGAUGCACUGCUUCCGUAUUGCAGAGACCACAGCCCCAGAGCUGGGUGACAGGGAUGAUGGCAUGGAUGGAAGUGCUGCUUUGGGCCCUGGCAGGGAUAUGCCAGCAGCCCCUGAGUCCAGUAAACAGACCCUGAAGAUCUUCGAUGGCAAUGACACCAUGAAGAGAAACCAUUUCCGCCUGGUUACUGUGCCUCGCCUGGCCAGGAGUGAGGAGGUGCUGGAAGCGGCGCUGAGGGCCUACUACGUCAGUGAGGAUGCUGGGAACUUUGAGCUUCAGGAGUUUCCUUUGCCCUCACCGGCUGCUGAUGCCCAGGCCCCAGGAAAGGCUGGGAGUGGUGGCUCAGCGGAGGAGGAUAGCAGCAGGGGUUCUGGGGCCCGUGAGCCUGAGGCCUGGGUCAUCCGUGCACGGCCCCGCACCCAGGAAGUUCUGAAGAUAUACCCUGGCUGGCUCAAGGUAGGUGUGGCCUAUGUGUCCAUCCGGGUGACUUCCCAGAGCACAGCACACUCCGUGGUGCUAGAAGUUCUCCCAUUGCUUGGACGCCAGGCUGAGGGUCCUGAGAGCUUCCACCUGGUGGAGGUGCUCAUGGGCAGCAGACAAGUCCAGCGGAUGGUGCUGGCUGACGAGGAGUCCCUGCUCCAGCGACUUCGGGACAUUCGGCAGACAUCCCUGCGGCAGGCCAGCCAGACACGAUUCUACGUGGUUGAGAGCAGGGCUGUGGCCCCCCAUAUCUCCCUGUUUGUGAGUGGCCUGCCACCUGGCCUGUCCCCUCAAGAGUAUGGCAGCCUGCUGCAUGAGGCCAUGGCCACCAAAGCUGCGGCGGUGUCCGUGAGCCAUGUCUACUCCCAAGGUGCAGUGGUGCUGGAUGUCACCUGCUUUGCUGAGGCCGAGCGACUGUACAUGCUAGCGAGGGACACAGCUGUGCAUGGCCGGCCACUGACCACCCUGGUGCUCCCAGAUGUGCUGCACACGAAGCUGCCCCCAGACUGCUGUCCCCUCCUUGUGUUUGUGAACCCCAGGAGUGGGGGCCUUAAGGGCCGAGACCUGCUCUGCAGUUUCCGGAAGCUGCUGAACCCUCACCAGGUCUUCGAUUUGACUAACGGGGGGCCACUUCCUGGGUUCCAUCUCUUCUCCCAGGUGCCUUGCUUCCGCGUGCUGGUGUGUGGUGGCGAUGGCACUGUGGGCUGGGUUCUCACUGCCCUGGAGGAGACACGGCACCAUCUGGCCUGCCAGGAGCCAUCUGUUGCCAUCUUGCCUCUAGGCACAGGGAAUGACCUCGGUCGGGUCCUCCGCUGGGGUGCAGGCUACAGUGGAGAGGACCCAUUUUCCAUGCUGGUGUCUGUGGAUGAGGCAGACGCUGUGCUUGUGGACCGCUGGACUAUCCUGCUGGAUGCUCACGGAGCUGCUGGUGCAGAAAACAGUGUGCUGGAUGCAGAGCCCCCCAAGAUUGUGCAGAUGAGUAACUACUGUGGCAUCGGCAUUGACGCUGAGCUCAGCCUGGACUUCCACCAGGCUCGGGAGGAGGAGCCUGGCAAGUUCACCAGCAGAUUCCACAACAAGGGUGUGUAUGUGCGAGUUGGGCUGCAGAAGAUCAGCCACUCACGUGGCCUACACAAGGAGAUCCGGCUGCAGGUAGAGCAGCGGGAGGUGGAGCUUCCCAGCAUCGAGGGCCUUAUCUUCAUCAACAUCCCCAGCUGGGGCUCAGGAGCUGACCUCUGGGGCUCUGACAGCGACUCAAGGUUUGAGAAGCCACGCAUGGAUGAUGGGCUGCUGGAGGUAGUUGGCGUGACAGGAGUUAUGCACAUGGGCCAGGUACAGGGCGGGCUGCGCUCUGGCAUUCGCAUCGCCCAGGGAUCCUACUUCCGUGUCACACUCCUCAAGGCCACACCUGUGCAGGUAGAUGGUGAGCCCUGGGUCCAGGCCCCAGGACACAUGAUCAUCUCAGCUGCAGGUCCCAAGGUCCACAUGCUGAGGAAGGCCAAGCAGAAGCCCAGGAAGCCUGCAGCCAUCAGGGGGGAUGCUGUGCCUGCCCCUGAGGGCAGCGCUAAGUAGGGGCCUAGAGGUCCAGGUUGCAUUGGAGCCGUCCAUUCAGUGGACUUGUUGCAGCCCUGCCCACACUACCUUCCUGGGGCCAGGAUGCCUGCAGCCCUUUUCUCUAUCCAGUGUCACGUGGAAACUGCUAGGUGGAUGGGGGCUUCUUUUCCCCAGCCCUGCAUAGUGGCUGGGACAGGGGAGCACAGGGCUCCUGGCAGCAUAGCACUGGAAUGAACUGUUUGGCGGCCUCAUGUCCCUCAGGCUAUCCCCUGGAUGUCCCUUUGGAGCAGACAUCUGGCGUUCCUCCCCAGUGUGGGCAGGCAGUGUGCCACCCUGGUGGUUAUGGGGUGACUGCCUCCUGCCUGGCUCAGAGGUGUUCCUUGACUCCUCCCUUAUCACUGCAAUGGGGUUCUGCCUGGGAAGGUGUUCAUGGGUGCUGGGUGGUACCCAGUCUCACUUGGGAGAGGGGAUCUCUGUUUACCCUCUGGCAGGGUGAGCGUGGGUGGCUGCAAUGUGGCAGCUGGAGUGCGGGCUGGGCCCCGAGCAUUCCUUCUCAAGCCCCUGGGUGAGCAUGUAGUGCUUAAAGGGGACCAGAAGCAGGGCUUCCUGGUCCAAUCGAGUGAACAUGUAAAUAACACCUGCCACAUGGAGGAGUGGAGUGGAUUUAAUGCCCUUGUUGUUAAAUGUAGCACUUUACAUAAUGCUGUUUGCCAGCAACCUAUGAUUUAUGUGCACUGACAAAGACACAGCUCCCACUCCACCCAGGCAGCACUGCUGCUGAGCCCCACAGGGAAUGCUGUGCUGGGACCUGCCUGGUGUGAGUGAAGCUCUUUCUGUGCCCAACAGCUGUCACCCCCCUCCCCCCAUGCUGGAGGAAUCUGACCAAAAAUAAGCAGCUCACACAUGCAGGGAGUCUACAGCAGCUCCCCAAAGCAAGGGACCACCAGGUUAUGGUGCUGGGUUUGCACUGUAGUGGGCCUCAGCCCUGAGAGUGGUCAGCAGCCUCCCUGGAAUGUGCCACACCACAUCCCUUCCCUGCUUCUGUGAAAACUGCAGACACACACACCCUACUCUGUUGGGGCUCGGCAUAGCAGUCCUUAUGUUUACAUCACUUACCAUCUCCAGAAAAGUCUCUAAUGGUAUAGCUAGACUUUGACUUCAACUUGCUAAAUUGUUUGUAAAUUGUGCUCAGUGUGGUCUGUCUUCUAUUUAAGUGAGAUCACCUAUAGGGCUGUGAUCCUGAACCUUAGGCCUCCUCCUGUGACUUACUGCUACCUGAAUGUGAUCUUAUACUUGGGACAAAUAGAGUUGGGUUUCUGUGUCCUGUA